CUCUCUUCAACCCGAACCGCUUCCAAACCUCCGAAAUCCACUCUCAAAUUCCUCUGUAGCUACGGCGGCAAAAUUCUCCUUCGUUACCCCGAUGGCAAGCUCCGUUACCUCGGCGGCCAUACCUGCGUCCUCGCCGUCGAUCGCUCCAUUCCAUUCUCCGAGCUAUUGCUGAAGCUAGAGGAGCUCUGCGGUGCCUCUGUGAGGCACCUCCGCUGCCAAUUACCUUCUGAAGACCUCGACGCUCUUGUCUCCAUCACCUCCGACGAGGAUCUCACAAAACCUCAUCGAGGAAUACGAUCGCGUUUCAUUGCCGAAAUUGUAUAAAACUACAGACAUGAUGCAGCCAGGGCUGAGAAUGCUUUGACUCUUCUUUAUGGCAAUGAGCCAAUCGGCAUGCAAAGAGACUGGAAUGAAGAGCUGCAGUCUUGUAGAGAAUUUCCUCGUACAUCUCCUCAGGAGGAUUUUGCGGGAUAGGGCACUUUAUAAAGUGACAUCAGACUUUGUUGAUGCAGCUAUUAAUGGUGCUAUUGGAGUGAUCAGUGGUUGCAUUCCUCCGAUAAACCUGACUGACCCUGAAUGCUUUCACAUGUAUGUGCACAACAAUAUAUUCUUUAGUUUUGCUAUUGAUGCUGACCUUGAGAAGCUGUCAAAGAAACUUGUGGAUGCUAAUUCAAAAUCUUGGAGCUCCAGCUCUUUGCAAAGUUCUUCUGAUAAAGAUUCCAUUCCAGUUCAUGGAGAAAGUCAGGUUCCUAAUGGGGGUAAAGAUGAUGGUUCAAGUUCUGAAGAUCUUAAUAGCACAGAAAUUACUCAAGAUGUUUCUCCAGAAGCUCAGCUGGCUGAGAAUGAGCAAGCCACAUAUGCUUCUGCAAACAAUGAUUUGAAGGGCACAAAGGCUUACCAAGAAGCUGAUGUUCCUGGACUUUAUAAUCUUACCAAGAAGCUGAUGUUCCUGGCACAAAGGUUCUUUGGCCAGAAUGUGGUUGGCAGCCAGUGUCUCUGACAGAUAUGAUUACCUCUUCUGCAGUUAAAAAAGUGUAUA
Messenger RNA from Glycine soja, 1039 nucleotides. RefSeq names its product clustered mitochondria protein-like. Gene Ontology annotation, biological process: organelle organization. The coding region runs from base 374 to 1000 and encodes 208 amino acids. The record is from RefSeq and is a predicted model, not a curated record. Gene Ontology annotation, cellular component: cytoplasm. The transcript has 6 exons. Lineage: Eukaryota; Viridiplantae; Streptophyta; Magnoliopsida; Fabales; Fabaceae.